UGGCCGAGCCGCAAUGACGCACGCGAAGCGGAUUGGCCCGCGGGGCGCGGCGGGUGACGGACGCGGCGCUGAUUGGCCGAGCGGGCUGUGCGGGAUGCGGAAGGAGGAGGAAGAAGAAGGGGAGGCGGCGCCGCGGAGCCAUGGCGGCGGCCGCGGGCCCGUUCAGCCUGAGGGAGGUUCUGGACGCCUUCCGGAGGUGCGUGACGGAGCAGCGGGAGGUGCUGCUGGAGCCCUACCUGAGCGGCUGGCGGGGCCUCAUCCGCUUCCUGCAGAGCCUGGGCGCCGUCUUCUCCUUCAUCUCCAAGGACGCCGUGGCCAAGGUGGCUCUGCUGGAGGGUCACCGGCAGCAGCACGGCUUCGUGUCGCUGCAGUCGCUGGUGCAGCACGAGCUGGCGGCGGGGCCGGCGGCGCUGCGGGCCCGGCCCGACUCCGGCUGCCGCACGGUGCUGCGGCUGCACCGCGCCCUGCGCUGGCUGCAGCUCUUCCUCGAGGGGCUGCGCUCCGGGGAGCCGCGCACCUCCGUGCUCUGCACCGACGCCUACAACGCCUCGCUGGCCGAGCACCACCCCUGGGUGGUUCGCAAGGCGGCCACGGUGGCGUUCUGCACGCUGCCCUCCCGGGAUGCCUUCCUGGAGAUCAUGAACGUGGGCUCGGCCGAGGAGGCUGUGGCCAUGCUGGGGGAGGCCAUCCCCUACAUCGGCGAUGUGUACGGCAUCACCCAGGAGCUCUUCGCUCAGCACAAGCUGCUCGACCUGCCCUGACGGGUGGCAAAGACACUUUUGCACAACCCUCUGGUUCUCUGUCCGUGGUUAUUUCCACUUUUUCUUUCCAGCCUGGAGAUGGAAAGUUGGCCAAGCUAAUUCCACUUUAUAAACAUGGACCGGUUCUUUUUUUUUUUACAUCUCUCAGUUCUUCUCUUACAUCUCUAAAGUUAGAAAAAAAUUCCAUGUUAGGUUGAGCUGCUAAGGGAUUUAUUUUUUUCUAUUCCUAGCCUACAGCAUCACCCAGGAGCUCUUUGCUCAGCACAAGCUGCUCGACCUCCCUGAUGGGUGACAAUGACAUUUUUGCACAAGCACAACCCUCUGGUUCUCUGUGUGUGCUUAUUUCCACUUUUUCUUUCCAGCCUGGAGCUGAUGGCCAAUUAUUCCACUUUAUAAACAUGGAAUAGGGUUUUUUUUACACUUUUUUUUUUUACAUCUCUAGUGUUAGGAUAAAAAAUCCACAUUAAAAGGUGCUGUGUAGAAUUAGAAAAAUAAUUCCACAUUAGGAUGAGCUGCUAUGGGAUUGAUUUUUUUUUUAUUCCCAGCCAAGCUGGAGAAGGUUUUUCUUCUCAAGCCCAACUCCAGCAGCUUCUGUGCAUUUCCAGCAAUAUUUGUGGCCUUGUGUGGCAGCACAAAUUGGAGCUGUGGUGUCUAAACUCAUUUACACACUUUGGUUUGUACAAAAAUCCCACCUGGAGGAUUUAAUGCUGAGCAGUGCCCUGGGGAAAUGCCCUUUCCCUGUCAGUUUGGGGGUGGAUGGAGCAGAAAAGCAUUCCUGGAGCAGGAUCCCCCCAGCAGCACCUUCCCUCUGUGCCCCUUCCCUGUUAAAUGAAUGUUUUUUGCACUUGGGAUGUGCAGAAAUUUUAAUUUCUGCUGCACAAUCCCCUCUGUCCAGCCCAGCCUGGAGCUGUUUGCUUCUGAGUUGUGUUCUCGUGUGUUUCUUUUUUAUUUUUAUCAAUGUGUUCAAUGCCUACCAAAAGGAUUUUUCUGCCUCUCUGGGGAGGGAGAUCCACACUUGUACUGUAAAUCACUGCUUUGGGAGGUUUCUGCCUGCUCCUGGAAGAGCCAGAGGGAUUUGCUGAGCUCGGGGGAGCCCUGCAGGGUUGGUCCAGGCUUGCAGGGGUGCUGCAGGCUGAUUGUCUCUCUGGAACAGUGACAAAUUCAGGAAAUCACUCUUACCUCAUGGAGACUGGACUCACUGGACAUUAAAUGAUGUGAAGAAUGUG
Molecule: messenger RNA, 1987 nt
Organism: Passer domesticus (house sparrow)
Lineage: Eukaryota; Metazoa; Chordata; Aves; Passeriformes; Passeridae
Gene: CPTP
Product: ceramide-1-phosphate transfer protein
Exons: 2
Coding region: 141-761 (206 amino acids)
Biological process (GO): intermembrane lipid transfer
Cellular component (GO): cytoplasm
Molecular function (GO): lipid transfer activity
Source: RefSeq, a predicted model, not a curated record